Magnolia sinica is the source of this 2466-nucleotide messenger RNA. RefSeq lists its product as uncharacterized. The record is from RefSeq and is a predicted model, not a curated record. Lineage: Eukaryota; Viridiplantae; Streptophyta; Magnoliopsida; Magnoliales; Magnoliaceae. Bases 82 to 2280 code for a protein of 732 amino acids. The transcript is spliced from 5 exons.
AUUUAAUUGAGAUUUUCAGUAUUUUGCAGCACUUGAAUAGUUGUAUACAACUCGAUUGCUGAAUUUGGGAUAGACCAUUGGAUGGAGAAGAAUGAUCAUGGCGCUGCUAACAACAUUCCUAGAAUCUCUUCUCAAUCAGAGCAAAAUGAACAACCUGAAUUUGGCUUUCAACCUGAUUAUGGAGGGACCUUGUUUGAUGAUACGAUUUUCCAAACCAAUCAUCUUCAGGGCAUCCCACUGCCCCACAUUUUUGGUCGAGGUUCCAAACGAGAUUUCGCCAGAAGUUCUCAACCACACAAUUUUGGUUUAAUGGAUGAUGGGGAAAAUGUCGUCGGCAAUCUUUCACUGAAUUACGGUGUAGAACCUGAUCCUCAGCACAUCCUAAAUGCGGAGUCCACUUGUCCGUCUCGUGUAGGAAGUAUUACCACAAAUUUUCAAUCUUGCGAUCAUCGCACAACAACCAGCAGUAGUAUCGCUAUGAGCGAUCCACUCCAAUCCGGUAGACCCCAAGGACCACAGAUUGGCAGCAGUUUGGGGAAUAUAGAAGGUAGCGGAAAUGCCAGAUUUUGGUCCCAUGAUCAUCAAAGAUUGAUAUAUCGUCCUGAAUGCUUACCUUCACUCCAGCGUAAUACCCUCCAAAGGCCACAACUUGAUGGAAGCAUCUUAAGCCUUGGAAUUAACACAACUGAUGGAGAUCCAUUUAAUGGUCAUGCAGGAACAGCAAUGUCUGGUAACACUGUCAUGGCCAAUGCAAUGCUAUCGAAUAGGCUUAGUGGGCCGCUUAUUGAUGGAAGUUUUCUUACUACCGGGCAUGGAGGUGAUAGUGAUGUUGGGUUUCAAGUGAAUGAUUAUAGCGGAAGUGGACGCUUUUUGAGCAUGCAAGGUAACAUGGGAGCCAGAAAUCUUCCAAGGAACCAUGGCAGGCUGAUGGGUGUAACUAACAUUGGAGCUGGUCUUAACCCAUUCGUCAACCUACAAACACCACAAGUUCAAGGGCCAUAUCAAGUUGCUGUCCCAAGCAACCAAUUUAUAGGACUUGGAGGUGUUGGAGAUGUAAGAUGUACAGAUCCUCGUGGGAGCUUCUAUUGUAAUCCUUUUUCCACUUCUAUUCCACCCAUCAGUUUCCAGCCGGCAAUUCUCAAUAAUGAGCAGAAUAGGUGGGCCACACGCUCCAGUGUAGUUCAGGAACCUGGUAUUUUGUCCAUAGAUCUCAGCAGAUCACCUCUUCACGAACAACAACAACAACAGCAGCAGCGGCGGCGGCGGCGGCGGCGUUAUCUGCAUAACAUUAGUGGACCAAAUGCUAAUAUAUUUGCACCACAAAUUCGCAAUCCAUACGGUACAUUUGAUCCAUUGCGUGGUUUUACUGCAAGUGCUCAAGAGGAAGCUGGGCGAUUUGGACGCACGGAUAAUCAUCACGUGGCCCCUGUCUGGAGUAGAUGGAGAACCAAUAACACAUUACAGCAUUGUACGGCACCUCCUGUUGUUGGAACCAUAGGCGGCAUUGCUGCACAAAGUCAUUCAGGUCUCCAUGGCCCAACAAAUGGCAGCAGUACCAAUUGGAGUUUAAACAACCAGUCUACUUCAUCUGCACACCAGGCCCGCACUCCGUUCUUUCUUGAAUCCGUUGCGAAUGUUAAUCACCGAGAAAUGCUCAAUUUAGCGGAUGCAGGAGGCCUUGUUCACCCUGCUAAAGGUCUUCGUGGUCGAGCUGCUAAGAGUAAAUCAAUUCAAACAGCUACUGGAGGCAAGUUAACCGUACAAGACAAUCUGAGCAUCCAGCCCACCAACUGUCAUCCCAGUCAAGCUUAUGAGAAGAAAGAAAUUCGAAUUAUCCAACCAUCUGCUAAAGCAUUGCAGGUUUUUCCAGAGCCCCAACUGAAUGGACACCAUCUCAGCAUGGAUUUGAUGGGUCCACCACAUCCUCAGAACAAAGUUACAACCAAAACUACAUCAGAUGGAGUGAGUGAGCUUUUUUCUCUUCAUGCCCUCAACAUCAAUUCUUACUACACAGUUAUAGAGCAAGCUGACAAGAAUAACAGAAAAAGAGGACCUGAUGACUAUCAAUCUUCCAGCUUCCAGACUGGAGAGAAGUGCUACAUUUGCAAAAGGGAUGUUGAUUACGCACCGACAGGCACCAUGUCCAGGUCCAGCGGGACAAUUCCUACUGCGGUUCUCGCAUGCAAGCACGUAUUUCAUGAGGAAUGCUUGUUAAGCAUCACUCCCAGGGAACAGGCCACGGAUCCUCCAUGCAUACCUUGUGCCAUGGGUGAGCGGUAACAUGUCCAACUGCCAAUUUUUGUGCAGCACAUAAAGGAAAAGGAAAGAAAAAAAAAUAAGUGAGAAAAUUCUUACCUUAUGGAGUCUGGUUUUCAGGUAGUUUUUUGGAGUGAAAUGAAACUGUAAAUAGCCAAAAUUGAAAGAUGAGGUUACAAGUAACUAGUCAGGGUGUAGAUAUGAAAGUGA